AUGAGUACCGGUAAUACAGGAACAGACAUAACCAUUGAUGAAGUGGACUAUAUCGACGGACAGGGGACUUGUUUCCGAAUCGUCGGUGAAAGUACUGAAGUGGACGAACAUGGUCAUCCGGUAGCGCAAUACGAACGAAUCCCAUUACCAGACCUGAUGUGGUGGGAGGGUGGCGGCAGGGGCAAGAGUAGAAGGAGAAUCACGCUGUCGGAAAGGAGUGAACUCGAUCAAUGGCGGGUUCGCGCCAUCAACAGUCAUAGACAAGCCACAUUCAGAGUCCGGAGGAAAACCCGGCAACAAGAAACAGACGCCGAACGCGUUGAAUCCCACAUCCAAGCCUUUGGCGUAGCGGGAGCCUACGAGCCCUCUGCAGCCUCGGGAGAACCUUCCUCUUCUCAGCAAGCCGGUAUGACCAACGAGCAAAUGAUGCAGUUCUACAACAGCAUGACCCCGGAGCAGCUUCAGUAUUAUGGAGGCUAUGACACCCAGUACGGUGGUAAUAGUAGCAUGACGCUUCCGUCUCAGCAAGAAAUGGAGAUAAUGGGUCAAGUGUACGGCGAGACGAUGGGUAAUCAGCCUUCGUCAAUGGCCAGCUAUAAUCCAGAGCUGGAUGAUGAGUCUGCACUUGCACAGCGGUUUAGAGAGCUAUAUGGUGGCAGAGCAGCCAAAUAG
Molecule: messenger RNA, 672 nt
Organism: Cryptococcus wingfieldii CBS 7118
Lineage: Eukaryota; Fungi; Basidiomycota; Tremellomycetes; Tremellales; Cryptococcaceae
Exons: 3
Coding region: 1-672 (223 amino acids)
Source: RefSeq, a predicted model, not a curated record